This is a messenger RNA of Acanthosepion pharaonis, 723 nucleotides long. The record is from the annotation of a GenBank genome assembly. Lineage: Eukaryota; Metazoa; Mollusca; Cephalopoda; Sepiida; Sepiidae.
AUGUUUAAACUGUCGCCUCUGGGUGUUGACAUCAAUGUCCACUCAUAUCUAUCUAUCUAUCUAUCUAUCUAUCUAUCUAUCUAUCUAAAUAUUUUUUAUCUAUCUAUCUAUAUCUAUCUAUCUAUCUAUCUAUCUAUCUAUCUAUCUGUCGUUGCGUUAUCUCUGUAUCUAUCAGAUUGUAUUGGUCUGUUUUUCUCUGCCUGUCUGUCUGUCUGUCUCUAUGUUUCGUUAAAUUUUCAAUCAUUCUUGCUUUUUGCCGCUCCUCUUUUUUCUCUUCAUUUUUCUCCUUUCUCUCUUCAAAUUCCUCUUCUUUCUCUCCUCAUAUUUCCUCUCCCUUUUUGGUUUUCAUAUUCCUCUCCUUUUCUCUCAUCAUAUUCCUCUCCCUUUCUCUCUUCACAUUCCUCUCCCUUUCUCUCUUCACAUUCAUCUAGCUUUCUCUUCAUAUUCCUCUCCCUUUCUCUCAUCAUCUUCAUCUACCCUUCUCUCUUCAUAUACCUCUCUCUUUCUCUCUUCAUAUUCCUCUCCCUUUGUCUUUUCAUAAUUCCUCGACCUUUUUCUCUUCAUAUUCCUCUCCCUUUCUCUCUUCAUAAUCCUCUCCCUUUGUCGUUUCAUAUUCCACUCCCUUUCUCUCUUCAUAUUCCUCUCCCUUUCUCUCUUCAUAUUCCUCUUCCUUUCCCUCUUCUCAUCUCCCUCUCAGCGUCGCUGUUGAGCUUAAUAUCAUAA